AUGAAGGACCUGGACGCCAUCAAGCUCUUCGUGGGCCAGAUCCCGCGCAACCUGGACGAGAAGGACCUCAAGCCGCUCUUCGAGCAGUUCGGCCGCAUCUAUGAGCUCACGGUGCUCAAAGACCCCUACACGGGCAUGCACAAAGGCUGUGCCUUUCUCACCUACUGUGCCAGGGACUCCGCCAUCAAAGCUCAGACUGCCCUGCACGAACAGAAGACCUUGCCCGGGAUGGCACGGCCAAUCCAGGUGAAGCCUGCGGACAGCGAAAGCCGAGGAGGGGACCGGAAGCUGUUUGUGGGGAUGCUGAACAAGCAGCAGUCAGAGGAGGACGUGCUGCGGCUGUUCCAGCCCUUCGGGGUCAUAGACGAGUGCACCGUGCUCCGGGGGCCCGACGGCAGCAGCAAAGGCUGUGCCUUCGUGAAGUUCUCCUCCCAUACGGAGGCUCAGGCGGCCAUCCACGCCCUGCAUGGCAGCCAGACCAUGCCGGGUGCCUCCUCCAGCCUGGUGGUCAAGUUUGCUGACACGGACAAGGAGCGGACACUGCGGCGCAUGCAGCAGAUGGUGGGCCAGCUGGGCAUCCUGACGCCGUCCCUCACCCUGCCCUUCAGCCCCUACAGUGCCUACGCCCAGGCUCUCAUGCAGCAGCAGACAACGGUCCUGUCCACCUCAGGCAGCUACCUGAGCCCUGGCGUGGCCUUCUCACCCUGCCACAUCCAGCAGAUCGGCGCCGUCAGCCUUAACGGGCUGCCCGCCACACCCAUCGCCCCUGCCUCUGGACUGCACUCGCCCCCGCUGCUCGGCACCACCGCCGUGCCCGGCCUUGUGGCUCCGAUCACCAACGGCUUCGCAGGUGUUGUGCCCUUCCCUGGCGGGCACCCCGCCCUAGAAACCGUAUAUGCCAAUGGCCUUGUGCCCUACCCAGCUCAGAGCCCGACGGUGGCCGAGACCCUUCAUCCCGCCUUCUCCGGAGUACAGCAGUACACAGCCAUGUACCCCACCGCGGCCAUCACGCCCAUCGCGCACAGCGUCCCCCAGCCGCCGCCCCUCCUGCAGCAGCAGCAGCGAGAAGGUCCCGAAGGCUGUAACCUGUUUAUCUACCACCUCCCCCAGGAGUUUGGAGACACGGAGCUGACGCAGAUGUUCCUGCCCUUCGGCAAUAUCAUCUCCUCCAAGGUGUUUAUGGAUCGGGCCACCAACCAGAGCAAAUGUUUUGGCUUCGUGAGCUUUGACAACCCGGCCAGCGCGCAGACCGCCAUCCAGGCCAUGAACGGCUUUCAGAUCGGCAUGAAGAGGCUCAAAGUGCAGCUGAAGCGGCCCAAAGAUCCGGGACACCCCUACUGACCGGCCCACAGCGCCCCGAGGCUGCGGGCUUGGCCCAGGUGAGGGGCCUUCCCACUUCCAACCGAUCCAGGACUUUUACGUAAAUUACAACUGAGUUUGGACACCAGCCCCCCCCUUCCCCCCUGACCCCCUCCCCAUAAUGUGAAACGCUGCCCAAGGCCACAUGGAAUGGGGAGGGGGCUUCAUGGUCUGCGGGGGACUCCUGAGUUGGGGGCCAAGGGGUUCACUGCCCCCUCCUGGGAGAUUUCCUCGCUCCCACCUUCCUCCCACACACACAACCUUUGUGGCUUCCCCAAAUGAAAUCGCAACUUUUCCUAUAUAUAUAUAUGCAUAUAUAUAUAGAGCUAUAGACAGUAUAUAUAUUUUUUGAGUAUAGAUCAAGGGACCAAACUUUUCCGACUUCCUUCCAUCCAAGAGAAGGUGACCCUGGGCCGGUCACUCAGCAGGGACGCUCAGAAGGGCUGAGGCUGGCGGGGCAGCCCAGUGUCCCCCACCUCCCGCUGUCAUGUCAGACCAGGGCGCCGGCCAAGCACUGGGAAUCAUCAGCCAACGCGAUAUACCUCCAGGACUUUUGACACCCCCCUCCCCCCGCCAUCGACGAUUCUCGCGAGCCUGUGGGCUCAGCCGGCUUCAGUGUCCCUGGUCCUAGCUGCAGCUUCUGGAACCCCCAUCCCCUUCGUUCCAGGGCCCUGCCUUCCCCAGUUGUAGGCACAAAACAGACCCCUUGGCCUCUCCCGCCCUCUCCCGCCCUCUCCCCUCCCCAGUCAUAGCCUUACUCAUGUGACCAAUAGCCCUUAGCUUUCCGUCGGGGACAGACAGGGUCGGGGGAGCCCCCCACCCCUGGAGCCCCUUCCCAAGGGUAGGCGGCCACCCUCCCUGCCUUUGGAUCACCAGCCUGGAAUUCACAAUCUCAUGACCAAGAUCGCCACGUGCACUGGACAAGCCCAGCUUGCACGGGCUCAGCAUCCCUUCACCGGAGAUACCUCUACAAAGUUUUUUUUGUUUUUUUAAUCUUUCUGAGCAGGUACAAAGAAGAAAAGAAAUGGGGGGAAAAAUCAAACGACAGUGAAUUUUUGUUUCCUAGUUGGGGUGGGGAGGGAAAUCCUGUGGGGUGCCUCUGUAUAGCUACCCAAACCGUGAAAACCCCCCUUGAAGCACAGAGUCAAGUUCGGGUUUUUUUUGUUUUUGUUUUUUGUUUUUUGGACAUCCGGUGGGGCCUCGCGCCAGACGAGGCACCAGUGAACUUCAUAAACUCAAGAAAAAAAAUUUUUUUGAAAAGAAAAACAAAGCAUUCCCUUUUGUUUCUACCAAAAUGUGUUGACCG
Messenger RNA from Lagenorhynchus albirostris (white-beaked dolphin), 2665 nucleotides. It is a transcript of the gene CELF5, whose product is annotated as CUGBP Elav-like family member 5. Gene Ontology annotation, biological process: regulation of alternative mRNA splicing, via spliceosome; mRNA splice site recognition. The coding region runs from base 1 to 1341 and encodes 446 amino acids. The record is from RefSeq and is a predicted model, not a curated record. Gene Ontology annotation, molecular function: mRNA binding. The transcript is spliced from 13 exons. Lineage: Eukaryota; Metazoa; Chordata; Mammalia; Artiodactyla; Delphinidae. Gene Ontology annotation, cellular component: cytoplasm; nucleus; ribonucleoprotein complex.